This is a messenger RNA of Papaver somniferum (opium poppy), 2007 nucleotides long. RefSeq lists its product as uncharacterized. The coding region runs from base 40 to 1845 and encodes 601 amino acids. The record is from RefSeq and is a predicted model, not a curated record. NCBI's taxonomy places the organism in Eukaryota, Viridiplantae, Streptophyta, Magnoliopsida, Ranunculales, Papaveraceae. The transcript has a single exon.
GUUUCAUCUUCUUCCCCAUUUCAAAACCCUAAACCCCAAAUGCUAACCUCCAAUUUCACCCACCCCAACUCCUUAAACCCUAAUCUCUCAUCUCUCCAAUGGCCGCAAAACCAACUCUUUAAAUCCAAAAUCCCACUCUCCAAAAUCAAAACCCCCAACAAAAAACCCCUAAAAAACCAUUCUUUCUUCUCCCAAAACCCCCAAAUUACACCCAUUCCCCACAAAAUCAACCACCUUCGAAACCCCAGUGUCUCCGCCGGCCGCAGUAAGAAAAAACCCGGAGGUCCAUCCACCGGAAGAAUCGAAGGAAACGCCGAUGUCCGCCGUGAAGCAAAACGAAACGCUAGACGGAAGAACAAAAUCUACGCAGAGAAUUUCUUUUACAGAUUGAAGAAUCCGCAUAGAAAUCAAGCUGAUAAUUUUACAGAAGAUGAAUUGCAGAUGGUUGGAUUGGGGUAUGAUAGAAUGGUUCGAUUCAUGGAGAAAGACGAUCCCAAUCUGAAACAUCCACACGAUUGGUACAAAUACGGCGAGUACGGGCCUUAUUCGUGGCGGGGGAUCGUGGUAGGCGAUCCGGUUCGUGCUCAUUUAUGGGAAGAAGGUGUGACGAUGAUACAAGAAGUGAAUAGUCAUGAGGAAUGGGAAGAAAUUGAGAAAUUCGAUAUGGCGACGGAAUUUAGUGAGCGGUUGACUGUUUUGGAUAAGAAAAUUGGGUUUCACCAUUACUGGGUGUUUGUUCGGCAUCCGAAAUGGCGAGUGACGGAGCUUCCGUGGCAGCAAUGGACAUUGGUGUGUGAAGUGGUGAUUGAAUCAGGGGAGAAGAGAUUGAAUAAAUGGAAUUUGAUGGGGAGGUUAGGGAAUAAGACGCGGUCGUUGAUUACACAAUGCGCAGCGUGGAUGAGGCCGGACAUAAUUUAUGUUAAGCGGCCGGUGUAUCAGUGCAGGUUUGAGCCUCAGAAGGAAUUUUUCAAAGGGUUAGGGCCAUUGGUUGAUCCGAGUACGGAGAUGAAUUUUAUGUUUGAAUUGAGACAUGAUGAUGGGAGAGUUGAAAUGUGUACGUAUUUCGCGGGGUUGUGUAAGAUUGUGAGGGUGAAUCCGAAAGCAUUUGUGGAUGAUGUUGUGAAUGCGUAUGAGAAAAUGAGUGAUGAGAGGAAGGAUAAGUGUUUGGAGUUUUUGUUGUCGAAUCAUCCAAAUGAGUUGUUGCAUCCUUAUACGAAGGAGUGGAAAGCGAAAUUGGAGGAGAUGGAAUUGGGGUGUGAUGCUCCUGAUGAGGAUGAGGAUAAUGUGAGGGAUAAGGGGGAGAAAGAAAUUGUGGAUUGGUUUGAAGUUGAGGAUGGAGAUGAUGAGAACGAGGAUGAUUUUGUGAUUGAGGACCUUGAAGGUGGAGUGGAUGGCAGUGAGGAUGAGGAGAAUGAAGAGUCUGAAGAUGAGAAAGAAAGCGUAGAAGAGAAUGAAGAGUAUUGGAAAGAGGAGUUCAAUAAGGCGGUAAGAAGUUCGGAUGCAAUGGAAAGUUUUGUUACAAGAAGUGUUGAGAAAACUACAGCAUAUUACAAGCAGCAAAUGAAAGCAAUGGAAGAGGAGAAGGAGGAGCAACUUGGUAGAUUAUCGGAGAUGGCAGAGGGGAAACAAGAGACGGUGAAUGAGAGUAGGAAAACAAAGUUGAAGCAAGAAGAGUGGAAAAUUGUGGGAAGUGGACCAAAUAGGAGGAAAGUAAAAAAAAGUAGAAUACCGCCUGAGUUGUUUGUAAGAGCCGCUGUUCGACCAUUUACUUACAGGAAUUUAGUUAAAGAGAUUGUUCUUAUGAGACAUGGAAUUAUUGAUGGUGACCUUUGUGUGAAGAAUUGAAGGAAAUGUCAGUUUUUCAUUGAUUUUGAUCAAUGGUUGUGUAGAGGAUGAACAACUCCAUAGCGAAAUCAGUUUGUUCGUCGGUUAAGUAUUGCCUUACUCAUGUAAUUGAUUGGUCUCAUUUUGCUUUAAAGAAAAUAUGGCAUCCAGUUAGUAGCUUCA